Messenger RNA from Thunnus maccoyii (southern bluefin tuna), 6866 nucleotides. RefSeq names its product NLR family CARD domain-containing protein 3-like. The transcript is spliced from 15 exons. Bases 224 to 4366 code for a protein of 1380 amino acids. The record is from RefSeq and is a predicted model, not a curated record. Gene Ontology annotation, molecular function: protein binding. NCBI's taxonomy places the organism in Eukaryota, Metazoa, Chordata, Actinopteri, Scombriformes, Scombridae.
CUGGUGUUUGCCAAUCUCUGAGGUCUUCUGACUUUUUCUUCAAGGCAUUUAAAUCUUACACAGUACUGCAUCACACCACACGUUUGUAAUGUAGAGGGGAGGAGCAGCUCUGAGGGGAGGAAAUACUGUGAAGAGAAAUUAUGCAGUCAGUCACUUGAGAAUCCAUUUUACAGUUGACAGAGUGAAAGGAGUAAAACAGGACAUAUAAGACAAGAGAGCCAAGAUGACGGAGACGGACCUCCUCGACAUUCUGGAUGAUUUAAAGGAUGAUGAUUUUGAAAACUUCAAGUGGUUCCUGAAGUAUGAAAAGGUGGGCGACACCCCACCUAUCAAAGAGAGCAAGUUGUCAAAGGCAAAGAGGCAGGACGUGGUGGAUCUGGUGGUGCAGAAAUAUGAAUUUGCUGGAGCUGUGGAAGUGAUCAAGUGUAUUUUAAAAAAGAUCAACAGGAAUGAUCUGGUGAGAAAGAUGCCGAACAUUGGCUCAGGAGCAGAAGGUCAGUCACAGGAAGAGACAAACAUGAAGUCACAUCCAGACAGCAGAUCUGUGAGGAGAAACAGUCCAGACACAGAUGGUAAUCUGCAGGAGAUUUUAUAUAGAUAUAAGAUCAGUUUGAGGAGGAGAUGUCAACAUGUUACUGAAGGAACUGAUGAAGUAGAAAGUGAGAAUGAAAGAGCAGAAAGAACUCUCCUCGACAGGAUCUACACUGAGCUCUACAUCACAGAGCGACAGAGUAAAGAGGUUAAUACCCAACAUGAGGUGUGGCAGCUUGAAACAGCUUCCAAGAUGACCCCCUAUGACACUCCAAUCAAGUAUCACGACAUCUUUAACGCCUUACCUGAACAACGGAGAUACAUCAGAGUCGUUCUGAUGAAUGGCGUUGCUGGUGUUGGAAAAACCUUGUCUGUGCAGAAGUUCACUCUGGACUGGGCAGAGGGCUUGGAAAACCAAGAUGUUAGUCUGGUGAUUCUGCUUUCAUUCAGGGAGCUGAAUUUGAUCAAAGAUGAAAAGUACAGUCUUCUCAUGCUGAUCCAUGAUUUCCAUCCAACAUUACAGAAGGUCACAGCAGAGAAGCUUGCUGACUGUAAAGUUUUGUUCAUCUUUGACGGCCUGGAUGAAAGCAGACUUUUACUGGAUUUCAAGACAAGGAACGUUGUGUCUGAUGUCACACAGAAGUCAUCAGUCAAUGUGCUGUUGACAAACCUCUUCAAGGGGAAUCUGCUUCCCUUGGCUCUCAUCUGGAUAACUUCCCGACCUGCAGCAGCCAAUCAGUUCCCUCGUACAUGUGUUGACAGGGUAACAGAAGUACGAGGCUUCACUGAUUCCCAGAAGGAGGAGUACUUCAGGAGGAGAUUCAGUGAUGAAGAGCUGUCCAGCAGAAUCAUCUCACACAUCAAGACAUCCAGGAGCCUCCACAUCAUGUGUCACAUCCCAGUCUUCUGCUGGAUCACUGCUACAAUUCUGGAGCACAUGUUGACUACAGACCAGAGAGGAGAGCUGCCCAUGACCCUGACUGACCUGUACUCACACUUCCUGCUGGUUCAGACAAAGAGGAAGAAACACAAAUAUGAUGAGGGAUAUGAAACAAAUCCACAGGAGCUGACGGAGGCUGACAGGGAAGUCCUUCUGAAGCUGGGGAGGCUGGCGUUUGAACAUCUGGCAAAAGGAAACAUCAUUUUCUACCAAAAAGACCUGGAGCGGUGUGGUCUUGGUGUCACAGAGGCCUCUGUGUUAUCAGGAGUUUGUACAGAGAUCUUCAAAAGAGAGAGUGUGAUCUUCAAGAAAACAGUCUACUGCUUUGUUCAUCUGAGUGUUCAGGAAUUUCUGGCUGCAGUCUACAUGUAUCAUUGUUACACCAACAGCAACACAGAGGUACUGGAGGACUUCCUGGGAAAAGAGUACAAACACAGGGAAUCAAAACUACAGUCUUCCCUCCAGAAGACCUCUGCUAAUUUCAGAAACAAUGAUAGCUAUGACCCAUCUCUGGAUGCCGCAGACAUGGGAAAAGAUUACAAAAGAAGGAAAUCAAAACAGAAGUCUUUCCUCAAGACGAUUACUGCUUGUUUCAGAAAAAAUGAUAGGUGUGACGAUGAUGAUGAUGUUGAUGUUGAUGUUGAUGAUGAUGAGGAUGACAGAGACGAUAGCCAUUACCCAUCUCUGGAUGUCUUCCUGAUGGGAGCCAUGGAGAAAUCUAUAAGAAGUGAAAAUGGCCACCUGGACCUGUUUGUUCGCUUCCUUCAUGGCCUCUCUCUGGAGUCCAACCAGAGACUCCUAGGAGGCCUGCUGGGUCAGACAGAGAACAGUCCAGAAAUCAUCCAGAGAGUCAUCAACAGCCUGAAGGAGAUGAACAUAUACAAAAUCUCUCCUGACAGAAGCAUCAACAUCUUGCACUGUCUGAUGGAGAUGAAUGACCACUCAGUACAUCAGGAGAUCCAAGAGUUCCUGAAGUCAGAGAGCAGAUCAAAACAGAAACUCUCUGAGAUCCAGUGCUCAGCUCUGGCCUACAUGCUGCAGAUGUCAGAGGAGGUUCUGGAUGAGUUGGACCUGGAGAAGUACAACACAUCAGUGGAGGGACGACGGAGACUGAUUCCAGCUGUGAGGAACUGCAGAAAGGCUCGACUUAUGUACUGUGUGAGACUCUCAGAGACUCAUUGUGAAGUUGUGGCCUCAGCUCUGAAGUCCAACCCCUCCCAUCUGAGAGAGCUUGAUCUAAGCUCCAAUGAACUGCAAGAUUCAGGAGUGAAGCAGCUGAUUGCCGGUCUGCAGAGUCCACACUGUAGACUGGAGAAUCUGAGAUUGAAUCGCUGCAGUUUAUCAGAGAUCAGCUGUGCUUCUCUGGUCUCAGCUCUGAAGUCCAACCCCUCCCAUCUGAGAGAGCUGGAUCUGAGUGACAAUGAGCUGCAGGAUUCAGGAGUGAAGUUGCUGUGUAAUUUUCUGGAGAGUCAACAUUGUAGACUGAAAUAUCUGAGAUUGAGUCACUGCAGUUUGUCAGAGAGCAGCUUUGCUUCUCUGGCCUCAGUUCUGAAGUCCAACCCCUCCCACCUGAGAGAGCUGGAUGUGAGCUUCAACAGGCUGCAUGAUUCAGGGGUGAAUGUGCUGUGUGAUUUUCUGGAGAGUCCACACUGUAGACUGAAGACUCUGAGAUUGAGUUACUGCAGUUUGUCAGAGAUCAGCUGUGCCUCUCUGGCCUCAGCUCUCAAAUCCAACCCCUCCCAUCUGAGAGAGCUGGAUCUGAGCCUCAAUGAGCUGCAGGAUUCAGGAGCGAAGCUGCUCUGUGAUUUUCUGGAGAGUCCACACUGUAGACUGGAGACUCUGAGAUUGAGUCACUGCAGUUUGUCAGAGAUCAGCUGUGCUUCUCUGGCCUCAGCUCUGAAGUCAAACCCCUCCCAUCUGAGAGAGCUGGAUCUGGGUGACAAUGAGCUUCAGGAUUCAGGAGUGAAGCUGCUGUGUGAUCUUAAGGAGAGUCCACACUAUAGGCUGGAGACUCUGAGAUUGGGUGGCUGCAGUUUGUCAGAGAUCAACUGUACUUCUUUGGCCUCAGCUCUGAAGUCUGACCCCUCCCAUCUGAGAGAGCUGGAGCUGAGUAACAACAACCUGCAGGAUUCAGGAGUGAAGCUUCUGUGUGAUUUUCUGCAGAGUCCAUACUGUAGACUGGAGACUCUGAGAUUGUGGAGCUGCAGUUUGUCAGAGAUCAGCUUUGCUUCUCUGACCUCAGCUCUGAAGUCCAAACCCUCCCAUCUGAGAGAGCUGGAGCUGAGUAACAUCAAGCUGCAGGAUUCAGGAGUGAUGUUGCUGUGUGAUUUUCUGGAGAGUCCACACUGUCGACUGGAGACUCUGAGAUUGAGUGGGUUCAGUUUGUCAGAGAUCAGUUGUGCUUCUCUGGCCUCAGCUCUGAAGUCCAACCCCUCUCAUCUGAGAGAGCUAGAUCUGAGUGACAACAAUCUUCAGGAUUCAGGAGUGAAGCUGCUGUGUGAUUUUCUGGAGAGUCCACACUGUAGACUGAAGAUUCUGAGAUUUAGGGGCUGCUGGUUGUCAGAGAUCAGCUGUGUUUCUCUGGCCUCAGCUCUGAAGUCCAACCCCUCCCAUCUGAGAGAGCUGCAACUGAGCUUCAACAAGCUGCAAGAUUCAGGAGUCAAGCUGCUGUGUGAUUUUCUGGAGAGUCCACACUGUAGACUGGAGACUCUGGGAUUGAUUGACUGCAGUUUAUCAGGGAUCAGCUGUGCUUCUCUGGCCUCAGCUCUGAAGUCCAACCCCUCUCAUCUGAGAGAGCUGGAUCUGAAAUACAACGACCUACAGGACUCAGGAGUGAAGCCACUGUCUGAUCUUGAGGAGAGUCCACACUGUAGACUGGAGACUCUGAGCUGGUGAUGAUCUCUGUAGAGUGUGAGUGAAUGUCCAGGAGUGUGUGUUGAGAGAGGAUCAGCUUUAUCCUGAUGACCCAGAGAAGUUGAAGCAGCAGCAGCAGCUUAUGUGUAGGGAGGCUCUGACUGGGCCAUGUUACAGGGAGGUAGAGUAGAGAGGAGAGCUUCAUCCAGCAGUGACAGAGGAAUCAGAAGUGGAGAUGACUCUCAACUCUCAGUGCUGCAGUCUGAACUGAUCUAAGAACAGCUCCACUGUCACACACAAAGUCCAGUCUACCAUCAUCCCUGUGUGUUCCUCUGGAUCUGACAGAGUAUCAUCAGUGUAUCUGGACUGCUCUGCUGCUGCUCUGUCGUUCUACAAAGUCUCUGCAGACUCUCCUCCACCCUCCACAUUUUCUUAUUUUUAUCAAUUCAGAUCAUCUAAACCUAAAGUGACUGCAGAUAAGUUUUGUUUAUGGCAACGUACUAUGUUAAUUUAUAGUAAAUUAAAUGACCUGCUUUAAUUAUUUCAUUGUUUUCAGCUCCACUCUGUGGAGUGAUGUAGAUUUGUACUUAAUUUCCACAAUAUAUCUCUAAAGUUGACAUUUAAAAGCAGCAUCCAGGCUGUAUGUAUAAAGGCACCUCUCUAAAAUUCUGGAUAUUACCACCAAAAUACCAGACUUUUCACUCAUAGUUCACUGAUGUUCACAUUAAACACAUUCAUAUCAAUAAAGUCCAACCUUGUAUUAUAUUAGCUGAACUGAAUAAAAUAAUUCUGGUGAGAGUCAAAAGACAAUGAAGUCUAAAUUAUGUAUGAAUAUAUAUUCAACUUUUAUUAUUGUAAAUAUAGAAACUUGCCAGUAAACCUUUUACAUAAACGUUUCUAAAGUUCUGUCAGAAACAAUUUACGUUUAAAUAUCAUACAAACAGCACAUGGGUAUCUCUCUAUAUAAAGCAUGGAAUCUCUGUCUGUCUGUAUGUAUGUGGGUUUGUCCUUCACGUAUCUCGCGAACUGUUCAUCUGAUCUACUUUGUACCUAGCAGGUGGAUUGUUGUGAAAACGGUAAUGUAAGUAUAAUGUCGAUGUGUGAAGUUGUUUGUAUGCACGGUUCUCAAGAAAUAUGUAAAAAUAUCUCAUAAAUACUGUUGAUAACGUUGAUUUGCUUCUUCCUCUGCCUGUGAAGUCAACAAGUGGAAAUAUGGACUGCUUCACUCUGCUAUUGCAACCCACAUUGUGGUUGGAGGUGGGAUUACAUCCAUAGUGUUAAUGACUUGAAAACGUUUAAGAGACUUAAGCUCUACUAUUGAACUGUGUAAUGUUACUGUGAAUGAAAUUCAGCAUGUACAUGCAAGACUUAGUGCUUCUUAGCCCCAUUCAGAAAUACAUAAAAAAUCCCUCAUACACAACAUUGCUUCUAAAACGUUUAUUCGCUUCUUCUUCUGCCUGUGAAGUUAACGAGUGGAAAAUACGGACAGUGCCACUCUGCCAUUGCAACCCACAUUGUGGUUGGAGGUGGUAUUACAUUUGUAGUGAUAAUGACUUGAAAAAGUUUAAGAGACUUAAGCUCUACUAUUGAACUGUUUGCCAUGAACACAACUUGGCUUGUACAUUCAAGACUUAGUGCUGGAUGUCUAAGUUUCAGAAGUAUAUUAUUAAUACAUAUUGUAACCUACAUUGUGAUAAGAGGUGGGAUUACACCCGCAGUGAUGAGAACUACCAUAGAGAAUGAAUUUAAAAAGUUUAGAGAGUUCCUCACACAUGGGAACUUUGUAUGUAUGUUCAAGACAUAGAGCAGGAUGUCCCAGGACAUUUUGAAUGGGCACUACAGUUCAUCUGAUCAACUUUAGCUCAACUCCAAAAUGUAGUCUCCAGAGAUUCUGCCUGUGAGGUGUUUAGGGAGCAUCGAUAAAUUGUAGAGUCUACUGAUAGCCUGCAUGUGAGGCAUUUAGGGAACAUGGGUAAAUUAUAGCGUCUACUGAUAGCCUGUGUGUGAGGCAUUUAGAGAACUUUGGUAAAUUGUAGGGUCUACUGAUAGCCUGCAUCACAGGCAUUUAGGGAACAUCGGUAAAUUGUAGCAUCUACCAAUAGUCUGCAUGAGAGGCGUUUAGGGGAUGGGCACAACUCUCUCUAGGUAUUGUGAAAUCAGCCUGUUCCGAACAAGCACAUUUUGAAUGGGCAAUGCACUAGUCACUUAAAAUGGGUAACCAAAUCCUUCUUUAACUUAUUUAAGAUUUGUAUUAAUAAUAUCCCAAAUAGCAUGUACUGAUAUUACCAACUAAACUAUUGUUACCUUUCUUGAAGAAGAAUCACAAAGAUUCGUCUAAUAUUUGGACCAAUACAGUAGAUUUCUUCUCCCUGCAAUUCUCAAUCUGGAAUCAAAUAGAUUACAUGAUUCCUCAAACUGUGAAAAAUCACAAAUCUCUAUUGUUGUUGUCAUUGUUGCCUCACCUACCUUGUGUAUGUUUAUGGUUUUUACACUGUUUGUUUUUUUAGUUUGAAUAAAUACAUUUUAAAUUGCUGUAAAUGAA